UAAAGUGGUAUGCGCCGCAGUUAGUGCCACUGCUUCAACUUCAAACUGCUGCGGCUGCUGCAUUUCGCGUGUGCUUCUUCUCACCUACUAUCGAUCUCGAUGAUGGUAACUUCCUGCAAGUUGGAUUCGCAAUCAGUUGUGGCAGUGCCAAAAAUGAAUUCGGUGCGUAUCCGCAAACCCGCCAGCAGUAAUAGCAACUCAUCCGGAUUCCGGCUACUGGACGGCGAUCAGCUCGAAAACAAUUCGAGUGUCAGUCGAAAUUCGAUAUACAAACUUAAGAUCGAUCUAAUGUUUGACGAUUCCAGAUCAAUGCGCAGCAACCGCCUCGACGAUCCGAGGGGAUCGCAUCGCACGCGUUCCAUCAUCAUGUAUGGACGUAGUGAGCUGGCCAGCACCACGGGCGAUAAGCCGCCAUCGCUGAGCAGUUUCCUGCAGGAGACGGGCGAAUCGGCCAAGGUGCUGGCCGAGGCGGCCAAGAACGAUGUGCAGCGCAUUAGCAACAGCGUUCAGGCUCAAAUCGAGCAGCUCUUCACCGAUGUGGCCAAGGAUGCCACAAAUAGCUUCGAUGUCACCUGCCUAGGCAGUCUGCCGCUUAAGGAUAAGGUGACCAGUCUACAAGGAUUACAAGAGCCACUGCGUCAGCUAUAUCUAGCUGAGGUUACGAAAAAGAAGCUCAAAUCGGGUGCUUUGGAUAUUUGUGCAACAGGAUUGCGAAUCAAAAUCAGCGCAACGUCAUCUUCAAGCAGCGACGACUUCGAUUCCAAUAUUACACCUUUUCACAACAUUGCUGUGUGGUCGGCAGUUAAAUUUGUCAUAUCCGACACGGAUGGAGGCGCGGCAUUUUUGCCACUCAUUACCGAUCCAGACAAUAUAGACAAGACUGCAUUAUUCCAGCCACUGAGCGGCAUUGAGCAACUGGCUGUGGAGCAAAGUGAGCACAUGCAUGCGCCGAUCUUUGCUGUUGUGAUGCGUUCGGCCAGCGCUCCAAAAAUACUGGAAUGCCACGGCUUCAUUUGCAAGAGCACUGAGGAUGCGAUUGUCAUAGCAGCCACUCUGUAUCAGAGCCUGAUGGCGCAUGUGAGCACCAAUUCGCACCGGAGCACAAAGCGACGAACGCCUCGACAGCAGAACGGCGUUAGUUGCAUCAGCAUUGCGAGCAGCUCGGCGAUGACCAGCUCCAACUAUCUGUCACGAUCACAGAUAAUGCCCAGUGGUCGUCGCAGUUCAUUUCGCAGCAGUGCUGGCACCAGCAGCCUGGCCGGCAUGAGUCCCAAGCUAAUGGGUGUUGGGGCAUCGACGCCGUCACGUUCCACGCGCAAGAAGCGCGUCUCGAGCAGCUCGCUCAGCUCCAACAGUAAUGUGAUCAAUGAGGCAGCCGAGAUCGAGACCUCGACGGAGGAACGUAAACGCAAAUCGCACAAGACGAAACGUGCACCGCCCGUACCGGCUCCAAAUGUUCCCGGAAUCUACAAGAGUGGUUCCGGCCGAAACAAAGGCAACAACGCAAGCAAUAACGUCAUGUGCAGCAAUGGACAUGUAAAUCGUUUGCAUCACCAGCACAGCGGGCAUGUGAAGCGACCCACAACACCAACGCCCAAUGGCCGCAAGAUGAGCGAUCUUGUGGGUGCCAGUGCAGUUGCAGCAGCUGCCGGCGAUGGAGAUAUAUUGACACGUGUAGCAAUACCGAGAUCGGGGAGCUUUCUCAACACGGGUGGAUUAACGCGAUACAAAUCGAGAGCGGCAAGGCGCACAAAUUCCGGCAAACUGGGCGGCGGUGGUGGUGGAGGUUCCCCACUUGGUUUCAGUGAACUGUUCAAUGAAUUUCGACUCCAUGAGAAUCUGCACUCGCUGGACGAUAUUCUAUAUGCCAUAAUCGAUGCCGAUGGCAUGUCCUUCAACGAUCUGAAGCCCAUAUAUAAGGAGUUCCUUUUGAAGCUGGCCGUUACACUCACACAGGACGAGCUCUUUCAGCGAUCCAAGAAUAUAAUGCGUCGCCAGAAGAAGAAGAAGCAGAAGCGCAAGACAAGCGGAAAUGGGUCACAGAAAAAACCGAAGAGCAUGUUUUUUGGCACCAAAAGCCUGAAGAAAGUCUUUCAGCUGGGACAAUUUCGCUCCUGUCGCGGCAAGUUGGCCAAGCCAGCACGCACUAAGGAGCCACCGGCAAUCCGAGAGGAGUCCAACAAGCGACGCCUAACGCCGCCCAUCGUCAUUGGGCCGCCAACUAGCCAAAGCCAUUCGCAGCCGCGUCAACGAAAUCGGGUGGCAACCAGUGGAUCGGAUGUAUCCGUGGUGCGCAAUGAACAUGCCCUGCAAGGACUCAAUCGUAACAGCAGCAGUGGGUAUGUCUCUUGUUCCGAGUGCAGCUAUGACUCGGAAUCCUGCACGUGUGCCUCCGCUGAUCGCUGCUACUGCAGCCUGCGCACGGAGCAUCUCAAUCAUAAGUUGCGGCAGAAGAAUGAGAGAAACAUGGCCAUGGCUAAUUCACGUAAGCCAACUGUCAAUACUGGCACGGUUGGUGGCAACCGGCAUUCGUUGAUCUCGUGCAAGUCAGAUGAGAAGUGUUAUUGCUCCAUGGUGGAGGAGGAGCCGAACAGCACACUGGAGCACGACUCGGCCAAUGCGCACUCGGACACGACGACCUGGUGCGAUACGGAUAGCUGUGUGAGUGCCAGCAAAUGCUAUUGCAAACGCUCCCAUCUCCGGCAGCGUGCAAUUGCAAAUGCAGCCAAUGUUAGCGAGGAUUCACUCAAUCAGCGCCCCAAAUCACGGGCGGCGCCGAGGAAGGGUAAACCCAGUGAGAAACUGGGCCUGGACUAUGAACUGUUUACGAUCGGUGGCAAUAGCAAGCCAGUGCAGCCCCAUGAGGCACUCAGCGUGAAGAAGAGUGUGGAGGCUGCCGCUGUGUUUGCCGACAUGAAACUAAGUCAGACGACGGACAUCAAGAGUCUCUGUCCACCGAUGAUCAGCCAGAAGCCCGCGAUGCGGUCCAGCAACGGCAGUUGCCAUUCGAACGCCUCGCGCCGAUCCCUCUAUCGCACACGCGAAUCCUUCAGCAGCGAUCGACUUGGCAAUCCCAUGGUCAUACCCCUAUCCCUGCCGAUGCACAUGAAUGGAUCUCAGAAAUCGUGCAGUGCCGACGAUCUUUUGAGCAACAUCAAGGCAUUGGAGAAGGCUGCCUCCAUUCGAAGCAGUGUGAGCAGAAGUCGCAUGGCCAGCUAUCAAUCCAUGCGGGCCGUGAGCGCAUCUCUCGAGGAUUCGCUAGGGUAUUUGCCAUAGAGUUUGAAUACAAUAAAUGUAGUUAGUUGCUAAGUUAUCUAAACAACAUACUCACAGCCACACAUAUACACACUUACUUAUAUAGGGAUCAUAUAUUAUUAUAAAGACCGCUUAUGUUUCCCAAGAUAAUUGUGGCCUAUAAGCUGUAAAUAAUUAUCUUGGGAAACGUAAUCAUGACUUGACAUUAUUAAAGUUUUGUGCUAUUUAUAAAUAUACCUAUACGAACUCGUGACAUUAAUCCUUAAGAAAUUAAAAAAAAAAAAACAACGAACACGUGCAAUACGAAUACCAACACAACAACAUAUAACAUAUAACAAUAUAUAAUCCUAAUUAUCAAAGCAGUGCAAUAUUUAUUAAGUAUACUGAAAUAAA
Messenger RNA from Drosophila grimshawi, 3648 nucleotides. RefSeq lists its product as uncharacterized. The record is from RefSeq and is a predicted model, not a curated record. Lineage: Eukaryota; Metazoa; Arthropoda; Insecta; Diptera; Drosophilidae. Bases 100 to 3276 code for a protein of 1058 amino acids. The transcript has 7 exons.